Molecule: messenger RNA, 837 nt
Organism: Alternaria atra
Lineage: Eukaryota; Fungi; Ascomycota; Dothideomycetes; Pleosporales; Pleosporaceae
Exons: 1
Coding region: 1-837 (278 amino acids)
Source: RefSeq, a predicted model, not a curated record
AUGGAUUUCUCAAACCCUGCGUUUCGGACUACGCCAACGUCUAAGGUCUCAGACGACACCAUGUCCCAUGCAAACCUCGUGAUGGCGUGUAGAUGGGGCUGGACCAGCACUCCCGAAGAAGGUACAAACGCACCUUUCGCCUCUUCAUCGAUAUCACAACAAACACCCGUCUCCACGUUCAACAACAUCCGAACCAGGCGUUUCGCGCCGUGUCAAGGACGUCUCUACCAUCAACUUCUCUGCUCUCAUCGUAUCCGGACGGACCUAGUCGAGGACUGUGGCGCAAACUGCAUCGAACCGUAUGGUAGUACAGUGGAUGCCGCUUUUAUUUGCAACGAAUGCAUCCAAGCCGAAGCAACAAAGAUCUGGGAAGAGCGACAAGCGCAACACAAUGCGGCUUACCCACCUAUGGAGCAGAUGAGUAAGGAGCAGUACGAGCAGUGGUACACUGAGCACCGACAACUUGAAGCAGAAUUCUUGCGCGACCAGCGAGUGUACGAAUUGGAGCUGAAAUCCAAGACUCGACCGAGCAACAUCUGCUCUGUACUAGAAGCUAGCAAAGAAGAGAUGGAGUUCGCAACUGAACUUGACUCUCUAUCACUCUCACUAAUGGCGUCGAAUAAUUCGAAUGUCGAGCAGGCGCCAUACCAGCCCCAAGGACGUACGCGCACGAGCUUGGCGACAGAUCCUGAGGAACAGCUUCAUUGGGAUCUAAACACGCUUGCUUUGGAUCGAGGCGCUUGUGGUAUAGAGUACUCGGGCUCACAAUCGAGCAACGGCGUGUCUUCAGUACGGCAACUGGACCCUGAAGAGUUAUGGAGGAAGCCACGGAACUAA